AUGAUUGGCUCUAAUAUAAUAUUUUCAGCCUUAAGUUCAUAACCAGAGAAUCUUCAAAUUGAAUUAUAAGCAGAACAUCAUAAUGAAUAUGAAAAGGAGUAUUUGGAAGCAGAUUUGGUAACAAGAAUAAAAACUAGAAAUCCCAGUACAAAUAAUUUCACAAUAAAAUCAACAACAAAUAUAGACACUCGCAGGAAUUGUGAAGUAAUACUUUACACAUUACUAAGCCAUUAAUCAAUCAGGAUGAAGAUAAGAAAACAAAUACAACCAAAAAGACAGGCACUAAUUUCAUGAAAUAUUUUUAUCUGAAACGAUUCCUUUAACGCAUUAGAAACAGCAGAACUAAGUUGUCUAUUGUAAAUGAAAAUCAUAUCAAAUUAAUUAACGAUAAUUCGAGUGACAGGUAUCAUCAAUUUUAUUUAGUUAAGUGAUGAUGUAAAUUCUUAAGUUAAACAAUCACCCUCAUUUUCAAAUACGAAAUGUGACCAAAUUGUUUCGAGAUAAUACUCUCUCCUUCUAUGAACAUCCAUUCAUCCUAUGGAUAAGAGAAAAAUACUAAUUAAGUAGGAAGACUAUUUAUGAAAUUUUAUCCAAAAUGCCAUAAAUACACCCUGAAUCACUGAAGAAAAUCGUUUGGGAUUAUUGGACCAUUCUUUUUAGGUUACUCCUUCUAAUAUUGAUUCCAUUAGAAAUUGCCUACAAUCCACAAAUCCUAUUUGACAAACUGAUGGGCCUUACUCUUACCAUCAUCAUCAUCUUGAUUAUUGACAAUUUAUUAAGAAUGAAUACUAUUUGUUACUCUAGUGGAUAGGCAGUAUAUGAUAGAUGGCAAAUUAUAUAAAAUAAUCUAAAUCUAUAAACAAUUUCAGACUUCGCUUUGAUAUUUUUAUUAAUCUACUUUAUUAACAAUUAAGGUAAUUAAUUUUAAUAUUUACUGCUUCUAAUAUCACUUACACAACACUUUUAAAUUAAUUAAACUUUAUAGAAAAGCGAAGAAUCUCAAUAUUUCACAAAAAAACAAAAAGCAUUCAUCAAUUUAUUUAAAUUGCUAAUCUACUUGAUCUAUGUGCUUCACUUGUUUUCAUGUAUAUGGUUCUUCAAUAGUUCAUUAAAUUAUGGGAAUUCCUGGAUUACUUUCAAAGAAUUGGAUCAUCAAUAAUGGCAACUCUAAUAUUUAGAAGCCUUCUAUUUCGCCAUAGUCACCAUGCUCACUAUUGGAUAUGGUGAUAAUGUGCCUAAAACUUGGAAUGAAAAAAUCGUUGCAAUAUUCUUUAUCUUGAGUGCUUGUCUAUGGUUUUCCUACAGCAUUAAUGCAAUUGGAACGAUAAUAAAGGAAAUCAAUCAACAUUUUAUGGAAAGAAGCAGAAAGAUUAGAGUCAUCAAUAGAUAUAUGCAUUAAAGGAAUAUCCCUUUCUCGUUGCAAUAUAGAAUUAGGGAAUAUUUAACUUUUCGAUGGAAGGAAGAAGCAGAGAUUGAUUUGUAAUAAGAAGAAACCUUGCUAAAUGAGUUAUCUGAAGAAUUGAAAUAGGAUUUAAAAAAAUAAGCCAACAAUGUAUUUUUCAAACAUUGUGAUUUUCUAUUUAAGAAUUUCAGUUUGGAGUUACAAAAUUCCCUAUCUCCUUUUAUCAAAAGAAAAAUAAUCUAACCUUAGAAUACUUUCUCCAUUUACACUCUAAGUGAUGUCUACUAACCUCACCUGUGCUUUGUAGAAUAGGGUUAAUUGCAAUAUCAAAAUGUUCUUAAUGUUUCAUUGAAGAGUGUCUAGAAUCAAGGAUAGUUUUUGGAAGUUUCAGAAUUCAUCGAAGAAAAUGACAAUGCCUAAAUGUUCAAAGCAAUAGGGUAUGUGAGUUUACUUGUUUUAAGCAAGGUAAAUUUGAUAUUUAAUAUUUUCAGUCUGAUUUUACAACAAUAAUAAGAUAAUACCCAAAGGAUUAUUAAAAGUAUUGCAAUUUAAAAGAUUAAUUUAUUCUUCAAGUUAAUAGUAAAAAUAUAAUAUUUGGAUAAUAUUGUGCAGCUUGCAAUAUUAAUACACAUGGUUUGAAGGAGUGUCCCAAUUUAUUUAUAAGCAUUGAUAGAGAAUUAAUAAUCAAAAGACAUUAAUAUUCAUAAGACUAACAAAGAAGAUAUAAUAAGAGAUCUAAAAAAAGAGGAAAGACAUCCUUUUCAACUAGGUGUGAUAGAGAGAUCAUAGAAUAGUUUGCUAUUUACUUUUAAAAUGAAUAACCAAAAUUAGUUUAGAGUUAGCUAUCUAAAUAAUUGAUACAAGAAUAGGAAUUUGAUGAGGCUAAAUCUGAUAUUAAUGAUUAGUCUCCAAUAAAUAAAACAUUUCAUUUUAAGAGACAGGAAUCUAUUUAAUUACCUAGAUGCUCUUUGUAAAGUGGAGAAGCAAUUUCAAUUUAGAAGUAAAUAAAUAUCAAUGACUCUAUUGCUUCGAGCGAUAAUUAUUCAAUCUAAAAUUUGAAAUUGUCAACAAGGUAAUAAUGCAUGCUUACUGCCAAUAAAUUUAUGACUGCAAAACUAUCAAAAUACAAAAAAAUGUGUAAUUAAUAAAAUCCAAAAAUUGCUUUGAUUGAUACUGAUGAAUCAUUAAAGAUUGAUAUUUAGGAUUGUAUUUAUUAGAAUAUUGAAUUAUUGUACCAUAAAAUCUUCAACGAACGUACUUCAAUACCUGUAGAUAGAUCAGUAUAGGAUCUAUAGAUUUUAUACUUUUCCCUUAAAGCAUAAUAGGGUAUCGAGUAAUUUGAGGUUGUCAAAAACUUUAGUUUUUACAUGGUUCAUCAUAAUAUCGAGAACAUUAUAUUAUAAACAGAACAGAAAUGUCAUGCUUUACUUUUGAAGCCUAUCACUUAACUAAUUAGAUUUAUGUACUAUCCAUACGAGUUUAUAAUGAAAUUUUAAAAGAUUAAGACAUAGAGAUUGAAAUUGUUAAAUUUUUACAAGAAACGAUCCUUUAAGACUUUGAAAUAGAAAUAAUCAAAAAUAAAUGAUUUGGUAAGGAAAUGGGAGACGCCUAGGAAGUCCUAUCGUUUGAGCGUGAUAAUACCGAAUAAUGAAUGA
Paramecium octaurelia is the source of this 3057-nucleotide messenger RNA. NCBI's taxonomy places the organism in Eukaryota, Ciliophora, Oligohymenophorea, Peniculida, Parameciidae. The record is from the annotation of a GenBank genome assembly.